Molecule: messenger RNA, 738 nt
Organism: Ipomoea nil (Japanese morning glory)
Lineage: Eukaryota; Viridiplantae; Streptophyta; Magnoliopsida; Solanales; Convolvulaceae
Exons: 2
Coding region: 1-738 (245 amino acids)
Source: RefSeq, a predicted model, not a curated record
AUGGUUUUGCCUCCAGGAUUUGAGGGCUCUAAGCCUAAUCAAGUCUGCAAAUUGCUUAGAUCUUUAUAUGGCCUUAGGCAAGCUAUUAGACAAUGGAAUGCUAAGUUGACAAAGCCUUACAAAAUGAUGGUUUCCUACACCUACAGAUCUCCUAAGGGCCUCAAUUUAUGUCAAAGAAAGUAUACAUUAGAGAUCUUGCAAGAGAAUGGUUUCUUAGAUGCAAAACCUGUUGCAACUCCAUGUAUCACAGGGUCCAAACUCACCACAACUGAUGACACCUUGCUUAACAACCCUGAAAUCUAUAGAAGGUUGGUUGGUAAGCUUUUGUAUUUGACAAACACAAGACCUGACAUUACUUAUUCUGUCCAACAACUGAGCCAAUUUAUGGAUAAACCAAGGGACACUCAUCUAGUUGCAGCUCACAGAAUUCUCAGGUAUCUCAAGGCUUCACCAGGAAAAGGUCUGUUCUAUGCUGCUAAUUCUAAAGUAAACUUGAAAGGGUUUUCUGAUUCGAAUUGGGCCACCUGCACUGAGACAAGAAAAUCUGUAACAGGUUAUUGUGUUUAUCUUGGAGAGUUCUUGAUCUUUUGGAAAACCAAGAAACAAGCCACUGUCUCAAGGUCCUCAUCAGAAGUUGAGUAUAGGGCUUUGGCUUCCACUGUUUGUGAGAUUCAAUGGCUUCUUUAUUUGAUGGCAAAAUACCUCUCUUCUGUGACACCAAGUCUGCCAUUGCUAUAG